AUGGCUCAGCGACAGCAGAAAGAGGUCCUCUCUGGGUGGAAGAACGGCGUCCGAGUGGCAGCUCCCUUUCUGCUCUUACCUUACUCACUAAACCCCAACUGCUGCAUGAUCCAUCAGGAUGACUUCUUCAAGCCCCAGGAUCAGAUAGAAGUUGGUGAAGAUGGCUUUAAGCAGUACGAUGUCAUCACUGCUCUGGACAUGGACGCCAUGAUGAGGAGGAUCUACGCGUGGCUGGAGAACCCGGUGAAGUUUGAGAAGUCUCAUGGCGUUAAUAACACCCUGGACACAGAGAUGGUCCUGAAGUCUGACCACAAGGAGGAGGAGGAGGAGACUCACAUUCUCACUGUGGAGGGCUUCCUGCUUCACACCUACAGGCCUUUGAUGGACGUGCUAAACCAGCGUUACUUUAUUUCUAUCCCAUAUGAAGAGUGCAAAAAGAGGAGGAGCUCUAGGAAGUCCACGGUACCAGACCCCCCCGGCCUGUUCUAUGUCCACGUCUGGACCAUGGACCUGCAACACAAGAACAUCUGCUCACUGUGGAAGAUUACUGAGAGCAGCUUUUAGUGAUGCAGAACACUAUGAUGUUUGCUGAGCUGUGCACUAUUAAAUGACAUUGCAUUGUUAAUUAUGUCUAUAAGUUGGUUCAGGAUGUUCUUUUUUUUUUAGUUCUGCACUUUAUUUUAAGAUUUACAGUUAUUAAUAAAAAAGUUCCCAAAAUGUCUUUGAACCGUACUGAAUUUAUUUGGUUUUGAUAGUCAGUUAUUGGUUACAUGCAGAUGCUAAUAAAACUAGCAGGUUA
This is a messenger RNA of Acanthochromis polyacanthus (spiny chromis), 799 nucleotides long. Its product is annotated as nicotinamide riboside kinase 2-like. NCBI's taxonomy places the organism in Eukaryota, Metazoa, Chordata, Actinopteri, Pomacentridae. Bases 1 to 564 code for a protein of 187 amino acids. The transcript is spliced from 2 exons. The record is from RefSeq and is a predicted model, not a curated record.